This is a messenger RNA of Gaeumannomyces tritici R3-111a-1, 2788 nucleotides long. Its product is annotated as vacuolar protein sorting 53, variant. The record is from RefSeq and is a predicted model, not a curated record. Gene Ontology annotation, cellular component: GARP complex. Gene Ontology annotation, biological process: retrograde transport, endosome to Golgi. Lineage: Eukaryota; Fungi; Ascomycota; Sordariomycetes; Magnaporthales; Magnaporthaceae. The transcript is spliced from 3 exons. Bases 354 to 2765 code for a protein of 803 amino acids.
AUCGACGUCAAUCGCGGGAGCUCGCAGCGCGGCCGAGCGCCGAGUAAGACAGCCUGGCCGAAACCGCAAACCGAGCCGAGCCAGAUGUGACGGUUUACCAUGAAUGGAAGCACCCUCACCGAGCCGUCGUCGCUGGAUGCCGGUAAGUCACUGGCCCUGGGGUGAGACUGGGGUGGUCCAAAGUCGACUACGACCCCGUGAGGCACCUCAACCUCCUCUUCUCGACCCCGGCAUCGGUCGGCUCGCUAGACCCGGUCUGCCGCACGCUGCAGGCGCACAAGGAUGGGCUCUCGGACUCGAUAGCGGAGCUGGAGACGGCGCAGGCCUACGGGCCGUCGGCGUCGCUGGAGCGGAUGCAAAGCGCGCAGGCGGAGCUGGCCGGGCUGUUCCAGCGCAUCGAGAGCGUGCGCACGCGGGCGCUGCAGACGGAGCGCGACAUCACCACCAUGACGGCCGACAUCAAGCGCCUCGACGGCACCAAGCGCAAUCUGACGCUAUCCAUGACGGCGCUCAAGCGGCUGCAGAUGCUGACGACGGCCUACGAGCAGCUGCGGGGGCUGGCCCGCACCCGCCAGUACCGCGAGUGCGCCGGCCUGCUGCAGGCGGUGCUGCAGCUCAUGCGCCACUUCAACAGCUACCGGUCCAUCGAGCAGAUCGCGGCCCUGAGCCGCAACGUGUCGGACCUGCAACGCGAGCUGCUCGAGCAGGUGUGCGAGGACUUCGAGCUGGCCUUUGCCAAGGACGACAUCGCCGCGCGCCGGCCCGUGCUGGUCGAGGCCUGCCUGGUCAUGGACGCGCUCGGGGACAACGCGCGCGCGCGGCUCGUGACGUGGUACGUCAACACGGAGCUGCGCGAGUACCGCCACGUGUUCCGCGGCAACGACGAGGCCGGCUCGCUCGACAACAUCGGCCGCCGGUACGCCUGGUUCCGCCGCGCGCUCAAGACGCACGAGGACGAGCACGCCGCCAUCUUCCCGCCGCACUGGCGCGUCAACGAGGUGCUGGCGGCCGCCUUUUGCGACGGUACCCGGGACGACCUCAGGGGCGUGCUGGAGCGCGCCAUGCGCAGGCCCGACGCCGCCGGCCGCGUCGACGUCAACCUGCUGCUCAGCUGCCUGCAGGAGACGCUCGACUUUGAGCAGUCGCUCGAGCGCCGCUUCGCCGCCGCCGAGGGCGCCGCCGCCGCGGCCGGCCGGCCCCGCGCCAGCAUCGACACGCUGAGCUCGGCCGACGAGCGCGGCGCGGGCGCCCAGGCCUUCAACGGCUCCAUCUCGGUCGCCUUCGAGCCCUACCUUAGCCUCUGGGUCGAGUCGCAGGACCGGCAGCUGGCCGCCAUGAUCCCCCGGUACAAGACGCAGCCGCUGCUGGCCGAGGACGACGAGUUCAGCCCCCAGGCCGUCAUCCCGUCCGCCAUCGAGCUGUUCCACUUUUACAAGACGACGCUGUCGCAGUGCGCCAAGCUGUCGACGGGCGACCGCCUGCUGGACCUCACGCGGACCUUUGCCAAGUAUCUAGACGAGUACGCGCAGCAGGUCCUGCUGGGGAUCCUGCAGCGGAGCGAUGGGACGGGCGCGGGCGCGCCGGCGCAGGACGUGGUGCUGGUGCUCAACACGGCCGACUUUUGGCACACAAACACGAACCAGCUCGAGGAGAACAUCCGGAAGCGCGUGGACCCGGACCUGGCGGCCAGGGUGGACCUGACGUCGCAGUCGGACGCGUUCCUGGGCGUGGCGAGCGCGGCGGUGCUCGCGCUCGUGCACCGGGUCGAGGUGGCGUGCGAGGGCGCGUGGCGCGAGAUGAAGAACACAAACUGGAGCCGCAUGGAGGGCGUCGGCGACCAGAGCUCGUACGUGGCCGAGCUGCUGCGGUGCGUCAACGGCGGCGCCGAGGAGAUGCUGCCGCUCGUGGCCAAGCAACAGUACGCGCGCGCCUUUUGCGACAACCUCGUCGAGCAGAUGGCGGGCGCGUACGUGUCCAACAUUGUGUUGUGCCGGCCCGUUUCGGAGGUGGGGGCUGAGCAGAUGCUCCUCGACAAGUACGUCCUCACCAAGUCGUUUGAGAACCUCAUGUCGUACCACACGCACUCCAACAGCAACGGCCCGUCGGGCCACACGCCCUCGGCCAGCUUCGUCAAGCGCGUCAACCAGAGCAUGGCGCGCGUGGACCCGCUGCUCAAGACGCUGCAGGUGCGCGCGUCGCCGCCCGAGGGCCUCGUGCAGGCGUACCUGAUCCACAUCGGCGACCGGUCCGACGUCAACUUCCGCAAGAUCCUCGACCUCAAGGGCCUGCGCUCAAAGGCGGACCAGUUGCACCUCAUGGAGCUCUUUGCCAUCCACCGAGAAGGGCCCGCGGCCGGCCGCCAGCUCGUGCCGCAGUCGCCCCUGCUGACGCCGCUCAUGGCCUCGUCGUCCAUGGGCGGCGGCGGCAUCGGUGGCGGUGGCGUCAGCGGCGUGGGCUCGUCCAUGGUGGGCGUCGCUGGCGUCGCCGUGCCGGCUGGCGUCGGGGCCGGGCUCGACGCCGCCAGCAGCCUCGGCGAGAAGCUGCUCAGCGCCGCCCGCGACGGCGCCCAGGCCGGCGUCACGGGCCUGGGCGUCACCAUCCCUAACGCCGCCGCCGGCGUCGGCGUCGUCAGCGCCGCCGACAAGGCCACCAUCAACGAGAACCUGAAGAACAUUGGCAAGUUCUUCCGCAGGGACAUUGGCGGGCUCGGCGCCCGGUUCGGGAAGCGGGACGUCUCGGGCGGGCCCGGGCCUGGUGGGGACUGAUUGGAUGAGAAUAGGGGGGNGGG